Molecule: messenger RNA, 574 nt
Organism: Drosophila arizonae
Lineage: Eukaryota; Metazoa; Arthropoda; Insecta; Diptera; Drosophilidae
Cellular component (GO): nucleus
Molecular function (GO): zinc ion binding
Source: RefSeq, a predicted model, not a curated record
UGAAACAAACAUUGUCAUUUUGACUCCCGAAAUGUUCUAACUGGUUCUUAAUAAAUUUAAAAUUCCAAUAUAUUCAUCAUGUCUGAAAAGGAAGGAUGUCGCACCAGAAGAGUUUCGUUUGUUAAUCCAAAUGAUUUCGAUUUAACCGAUUGCUGUCGCAUCUGUAAAUGUCGGGCAACUGCUGAAAAUGGUAUUAAAUUGCGUCCACUAUUCAAUGGCCGUCGACUAACACGUAUUAUUGCCAAUACAGUUCAUAUCGAGAUCAAAGAUAUUCAGGGUCUGCCGCGUUUUUUGUGUGAGAAGUGUUUGAACAUUUUAAAAACGUUUUCAAUUUUUCAAGUGGAUUUUCGACGCUCUGAAGAGGAUUUCAAAAUGACAAUCGAGGCACGUCGCACUUCUCAAAUGGAUGCUUUGAUGGAAUUCUCAUCAGCCAUCGAAAUGGAAAAGCAACGAGAAAACGAUCAGAAGAGCGCGGCUCUUGUUACAAAUUUUCUAAAGAAGACUAAAAAAAACAAAUCUAAGCCGAAACUCCAAAAUUAAGAAUUGAGCAAGUGACGCGCUUUCUUUAUUAUCU